Molecule: messenger RNA, 1292 nt
Organism: Scleropages formosus (Asian bonytongue)
Lineage: Eukaryota; Metazoa; Chordata; Actinopteri; Osteoglossiformes; Osteoglossidae
Gene: gpatch11
Product: G patch domain containing 11
Exons: 8
Coding region: 104-892 (262 amino acids)
Cellular component (GO): kinetochore
Molecular function (GO): nucleic acid binding
Source: RefSeq, a predicted model, not a curated record
GAAAAGAGCGGCGGACAGGUGAGGUGUUACUUAGCUUUCCAAGCUAACUUCAACCGUCGCAGAUAGUUUUGUGGGGUUUUUAAGCGUUUUCCCCUCUAACAAGAUGUCAGACGAUGAAGAGGACUACAUGUCGGAUACGUUUCUUAAUAAGAUGCCAGACGUGAGGCCGGGUGUCCCCAUGUUGAAGCGGGUGAAGGAAGCCCUGAGGAAGGAGGAAAUUCACAAGGAAAAGAACUUGCAAAAUCGGCAGAAGACGUACAAGGAGCAGGAGCAGGAGAGUCGUGAGACAAAGCUGCAGAGCUCCAUCAGCAAUGAGAACAAGGGCUUUGCGCUGCUGGCGAAAAUGGGCUACAAAGCAGGCCAAGGCCUGGGGAAGGAUGGUGCUGGAAGAGUUGAGCCCAUCCCAUUGAAUAUCAAAUCAGAUCGAGGAGGCAUUGGAAUGGAGGAGGUGAAGAAGAGAAAAGCGGAGGAGAAGCUUGAAUGCUACCGGCAGAAAGUGCGUGUGCAGCAGCAGGCUGAGAAACAGUCACUCGAGGAUUAUAGGGUCAGGAUGCGAACGGAGAGAGAGGAGCGGCAGACAGAGGGAGACCUGCGGAGGAGUCAGCGUGUCUGUGAGCAGCUGGACAGCAAGAAGGGCAUCACUGUUCCCAGGGAGGACUGGUACUGGCCUGAUCUGAAGACAGAAAGCAAUGAUGAUGAUGAUGAUGAUGAUGAUAGCGCAGAGGAAGAAGAUGAUGAACAGCUACAGCUAAGUUCCCUGGAAAAGCUGCACAUUCUGACAUCAUAUCUACGGGGAGAACAUUUAUACUGCAUUUGGUGUGGGACUACAUACAAUAAUGAAGAAGAUUUGCACUCAAACUGUCCCGGAGACACAGCAGCCGACCAUGACUGACAACAGCGGGGCGACACAACAUGUUUUUCGUUGUCGUGUGAAAUUGAAUUCAUGUUUAUUUUUCGUCUGACAUGCAAACAGUUGUGAUAAUGUGUAAGACAUUGUUUUUUUUUUUUUUAAUGCUCUAAUUUAAUAUUAAUUAUAAAAGAGAUUUUUGUAAACAGUCUCAUUCUUUCAUCAUAUUUUUUAAAUGUGCCACUCUUGAUAAAAAAGAAACAUAACUGUGUAUUUUGAAACUCUUUGCUUUUUGUUAGCAGUAUAGGCACUAGAUUAACCUGGCACAAGUGUGUGGAUCUAAGUAUAAACACAUUUCACUGUUACCUGCAGUACAUGAUGUCAUAGGUGUAACAAGCAGGGUAUAAGAGACUUGCCCCCUCAGUAUUCAGUUUAGCCUGAUGUG